Messenger RNA from Arabis nemorensis, 1098 nucleotides. NCBI's taxonomy places the organism in Eukaryota, Viridiplantae, Streptophyta, Magnoliopsida, Brassicales, Brassicaceae. The record is from the annotation of a GenBank genome assembly.
AUGAUGUCUCCGGCGAAGAAUCCGUCGACGGAUUUUGAUGACUCGGCGGAUGCGAUAAACGCUGCAGUUGAUGCAGAGCUCGCCGAGUUAGCGAAACGAGGAGGUGAGUCGAACGGCAUCGGAAGGAACAAAGCGAAAGGACCUUGGUCUCCGGAGCAAGACGCGGCUCUGACUAGGCUUGUGUACAAGUUAGGUCCGAGAAAUUGGACUCUGAUCUCUCGCGGAAUCCCAGGUCGGUCUGGGAAAUCGUGUCGGUUGCGUUGGUGUAAUCAGCUCGAUCCUUGUCUCAAACGAAAACCAUUCACCGAUGAGGAGGAUAAUAUGAUAAUGUCUGCACACGAGGUUCAUGGGAACAAAUGGUGUGUGAUUGCAAAACUCUUACCUGGGAGAACAGAUAAUGCUAUCAAGAACCAUUGGAACUCGGCGCUUAAACGUAAACAAGCAGAUCUCUGGACAAAUCAUCAUCAUCAAUCUAUGUCUAAUACAGUAACUCCUCACAUCAAGAAAGAAAAGGUCAGAAAGAUUGCAUCUUCCAAAGAACAUUUAACUCGAAAAGAAAUCUUGGAUAAUGAAGGAAACGAGACUCGGGAACGAAACUGUAAACCUUAUGUGUAUCGACCCGUGGCUAGGAUUGGUGGGGUUAGUGUUUUCUAUAAGCCUGGAUACAUGAACAACCAGAUUGUUCCACGCGAUGGACCUUUGGUUCAAGGAUCAAGACGAGACUCGUUGCCUGGUAAAUCCCUUCAGUCGCUUUGUUAUGAACCAAACAUUUCUUCAAAAUGCGGUCACGGUUGCUGCAUGAAUCAAGGAAAUACACUGCCAUCAUCGAACAACUCGGUUUUGGGACCAGAGUUUGUGGAUUAUGAGGAAAAUUCUUCUCUUGUUUUAGACCAAGAAUUGGUUUCAAUUGCAAACGAUCUGAACAAUGUUGCUUGGAUAAAGAGUGGACUUAACAAGAGCAAUUUCAGAGAAGUUGAACAGAUUUUGAAGGCUGAUGAUCAAUUUCGACUUGACUAUGCUCGAGCGAAAUUUACCGGCAUGGUGAACAAUGGUAGAUCAAGUCAGAUUUUGAGACAAGAUUUAAGGGCUUUGAGCUAA